GUUACUUAAUAUUUUACGCGUAAAACAAAUAUUUAUCCGUCACUACAUCCCAUUUUAGACGAAAACAACAAUUUAAUCUCAUUCUCUUCUCUUCGCUCUCUCUCUCUCUACACCAUGGCGAAUCUCACCUUAGAGCUCAACAUCUACUCUGCAAAGGAUCUUGAAAAUGUCAACCUCAUCACCAAGAUGGACGUAUACGCCGUCGUUUCGAUCAACGGCGAUGAUUCCCAGAAGAAUCACAAGGAGAAAACAGCCGUUGACAGAACCGGAGGAUCUGAGCAUACAUGGAACCACGCCGUCAAGUUUUCCGUCGAUCAAAGGUUGGCACGUGAAGGCCGUCUGACCCUCGUCGUGAAACUGGUCUGCGAUCGAAUGUUCGGAGGCAAAGAUCUAGGAGAAGUCCAAGUUCCUGUUCUUGAGCUUCUCAUUUCCUCGCCGUCAUUUAACGGUGAUGGUAACGGUAACGGAAACGGACAAGGGAUGAGAUUUGUAACGUAUCAGGUGAGAACUCCGUCUGGGAAAGGGCAAGGCUCCUUGACUUUCUCGUACCGGUUCGAUAUGCCUUCGUUUAAACCGGAUCUAAUGGAUUCACCGGUUCAAUCGAAUCCGGUUGAUUCAUCUCCUGUUCUCCCGCCGGCGAGCUGUCCUCCGGCGACUGAAGCUGGUUUCUAUCCACCACUAUCGUCAAUUGGACAUCCUCCGUCGUCUCAGCCGCAAGGCUAUCCCGCGCCGCCGUGUCCAUACCCGUACCAGCACCAGUACAGUUCUCAUUACCCGGAACAGCCGGUCACCGCUUACCCACCGUCUUCCUCCGCCUCGAAUCUCUAUCCUCCGCCGUCGUACGGUGCUUCUCCGCAGGAUCAUGCCAAUGUGUAUCCGCCGCCGUCUUACGGUGGUUCUCCGCCGCAUCAUUUCAAUGUGUAUCCGCCGCCACCUGAUAAACCCGUUCAUUCGUACCACCAGAUGCAACCGUCACAGUCGUUUCACGGGUACGCGCCGCCGUCUCCUGGUAAACCCGGUCACUCGUACCACCAAAUGCAGCCGUCACAGUCGUUUCACGGGUACGCGCCGCCGUCUCCUGAUAAACCCGGGCACUCGUUCCACCAAAUGCAACCAUCACAUUCGUUUCACGGGUAUGCGCCGCCGCCGUCUCCACAGACUCAGCAUGGGUAUUGUUAUCCGCCGCCCGGAUACGGGCACGAUCGUCCGCCGACGCAAAUGCCGCCCAAGAAUAAUAAACCUGGGGUUGGGCUUGGAAUGGGAGCUGGGCUUUUGGGAGGAGCAUUAGGUGGGCUUUUACUCGGCGAUUUAGUGUCUGACAUUGGCUUUUGAUUUUAAAAUGUUUACUUGUGAGAACUGAGAAAAUUCGUUUUCUUUAUUUUUUGUGUUGUCAAUAAUUCCAGUUGCGUGGCAUGACAUAUACAGUAUUUGGUUUUGUUUUUGUUUUUGUUUUUUUUUUGUUUUUUGAUGGAGAACCUGUCGGUAGAUUGCAAUGUCAAUGUGCAUACAAGUCAUA
Messenger RNA from Brassica rapa (field mustard), 1516 nucleotides. Its product is annotated as protein SRC2. Gene Ontology annotation, biological process: defense response. Lineage: Eukaryota; Viridiplantae; Streptophyta; Magnoliopsida; Brassicales; Brassicaceae. The record is from RefSeq and is a predicted model, not a curated record.